AUGGCACCACCAAAGUUCCGCCACUACCAGGUCCAUUGCACUCCCUAUAAUCGAGAAAGCACAAGGACCCAGAACGCCAUCAUUGCUUCCCGCAAAGAGCGCAAGGCAUCCUUUGCUGUGCCAGAGUCACUUACUGGCCGAAAGACCGCCAUCGAAAACUUGCCAUACAAAGCCACCAACAACUCCAAUGCUAACUUCGACAUUCGCCAGGCAUGGUGGAAUCGACAUUUCCUCCUCCGAGAAUACCGGACUGGAGCUCACUGGAAGCCUGAAAGACCACAACGCCGGCAAUUCGCGGCGAUGAGACCCAUCGAGUGGGUUAUGUCGUAUCGUUGA
Molecule: messenger RNA, 336 nt
Organism: Penicillium mononematosum
Lineage: Eukaryota; Fungi; Ascomycota; Eurotiomycetes; Eurotiales; Aspergillaceae
Exons: 3
Coding region: 1-336 (111 amino acids)
Source: RefSeq, a predicted model, not a curated record